CAAUUCGGGGGGGGGGCUCGUCCAUUUUUCGGUGUGAGUCAGGCACGUCGGUGGGGUGAUGCUAAGACGUUGGGAAGGGGCCGGGAAAGCCGCGGGAGGCGGCGGGGAGCGGCCCGCCCGCCCAGGGCUGUGCUCUCUGCCGUGCCGCCGCUGAGGGGAGCGCUGCUGCUUCCUCCUCCUCCUCCUCUUCCUCCUCCUUCCCUUCCCGCGCCGGGGCCGGCGCCAUGGCUGGGGGCGCUGGGCCGCGCCGCGCACCCUAACGGAGCGGUGCCCGCCCCCGCCGCGAGGCUUGAGGGUCGUGUCCCGAUACCGAAAGGAAGAGCCAAAAAUGAGCCUCGCCCCGAGCUGAGCCGUUUCUCCUGAAGCUGAGGGAGGACGGGGACUACACAGAGGCCGUCCUUGCAUUUCACGGUCCAUCAGCCCGGCAGCAUUUUGGCUUGGAUUCCAUCUUGCUGCUACCUGUUCCUGGACAGUGUCAGGGAGGAGAAGAGGCACCAUCCCACCAUGUCUCGUUACAGCCUCCAUAAUCUCCUGGACUGGAUGUAUGGGGGUGUGGACCCCAGCUUUGCUGGUAACGGGGGGCCAGAGUGCGCGGCCUUUCUCUCUGGGCAGCAGCGUCUUGUGGAGAGUGUGGUCUUCCUCAGUGUGGGAAUCGUGGAGAUCCUUCUGUCCCUCUGGAAACUCAGGCAGCUGCACUUGAGGGACCUGGAGGAUCAUCUGCUGCAGCGGCCCCAGACUAAGCAGGAGAGCUUGGGCAAGAAUGUGCUGCUGGUGGUGCUGUGUCUCAUCUUUGGGCUGGAGAUGGGGUUCAAGUUUGCUACUAGGACUGUCAUUUACCUCCUAAAUCCUUGUCACGUUGUUACCAUGAUGCAGAUUUUUCUUCUUGCCUGUCCCCCAUGCCGGGUUGCAAUGAUUCUCUUCAGGUUGCAGAUGCAUAUGCUGAAUGGGGCCCUCUUGGCAUUGCUGUUUCCAGUUGUUAAUACACGCCUGCUUCCAUUUGAAAUGGAAAUUUAUUACAUCCAGCAUGUGAUGCUUUAUGUUGUGCCCAUCUAUCUGCUGCGGAAAGGAGGUAUCUACACUCCAGAACCACUCUGCAAUUUCUGGUGGGCUCUUUUAUCCACGGGGUUUAUGUUUGUGUAUCAUUUUAGCAUCUUGCAGAUUCUGGGCUUGGUUACAGAAGUGAAUUUGAACAACAUGUUGUGCCCAGCCGUCUCAGAUCCUUUUUAUGGGCGCUGGUAUCGAAUUUGGGCAUCUGGACACCAGACUGUCAUGACCAUGACUCAUGGGAAGCUUGUAAUCCUACUGUUUUACAGUGCUGUCCCCAUCUUUAAGUGUAGCAUGGACUUGCUUAGACUCCCAGCUAAGAAAAUAGACUGAAAUGUCUCCUCACAUAGUAGUACAUACAGGAAGCAGAUAUACUUUUACUGGAAAACAAAGAGGAGGGAUGAGAGGACAAUGGGUUUAUACUUCUCCCCACAGUUUAUUGCCUCAGAAACACCUCUAUAACCAAGUGAGGUUUUUUUAACUGCUGUUUCUCACUGCCUAUUGCCAAUGGCAAAAUUAGUGGCCUUAUUCUGGAAAAGGUUCAUGUUUUAUACCUUUUGUGUAGAUUACAGUAGAAUCUUACUAAGCCACCGUUGAAAAUGAGGCCAGGAUCUGUCCACAUUCCAGCAAAGACAGUGGCAGUGCUACCUCGUUUUGACUUACUUUCCAUUAAAUAUAAGUACACUUAUAGCAUAGGAAAUUAAGCAACACUCUAGUGACAUGAACAGAACACAUAUUGAUAUGCAUUAUCUUGGCUUAACUCUUAGCACUUGGAAGUUGCAAAAUGAUCACAGUGGAACGGUGUACACUUGAUCUCCCAGUCAUAAGUGCAAAACAGGGAGGUUCCACUAUAUUUCUUUAAGCUGGUUGAAAAUAUUGGGGAACAAUAACUCAUUCAAAAAAAAGUUUUUUGAUUGACUAUUGAAUUUCUAAGCUGCUGUGGAUGAAUAUCUGUCUGGCUGAGUCCCAUCAGGUCUUGAUGCUUUGGAGAUGCUUUUAUUUGAGUGAGUGGAAAAACACCAUGUUGAAACAGUUUCAAAAGACCAUGUUACGUAUAAGUUACGUGAGAUAUUUCAUCCACUGUUCUGACCUGACUUUGAACAAAAUCUUGGGUUUUUCACUUCGCUUGGACAGGAGGAGUGGAGAUACAAAGUCCAAUGUUAACUUCAGAGUUGUUUUUUUUUUUUUUUGACUUACUAGCUUUUGAAACAUUCCUCCUCUGUGUUCUGCACUGAUCCUCACUCAGUAGAGUGGUUAGGGAAGAAAAAAUGAAACAGUGUUCUCUCUCCACACCUCUAAUACAUUCUUUAUACUGAUUUCAAAAUACAGACAUAAAGAGGAACUUCAAAUCAGUGCAGGCCUCUACUGAGAAGAAAGCGUUCCAGUUUACUAGUAUGACUGAAUCUUCCUGUCAACAUGUCUUUUGGAGAACAGGAUGUAGAUAGAAUGAUAAAUAGUAAGCUGUGUGUACUUGUUCAAAUUUUCCAAGGCUAGAGGAGAAACUGAUGGGCAGAAAGAUGGGAAACCUUAAGUGUGUUUCUCCUGCUGGUUAAUUGUGAGCCUCUUAUGCAGACUGUUGUAUUUCAGGCCUGCAGGAAUUUUGUUGUACAGAAGUUUGUCGCAAUUUAUAGAUUCAUUGUGUUGUCAAAGCUGUGACUUGUAAGAUAAAACCAUCAUACCUCCUUCAGCUGGGUCACCUGAAGAGAUAUUUGAUACAUUGUGAAGUUAAGGUACAGUCAUUUAUACCUCAAGAAGGAAAAGCAAGAAUGAGAAGUGGUUGG
Messenger RNA from Pezoporus flaviventris, 2825 nucleotides. It is a transcript of the gene TMEM164, whose product is annotated as transmembrane protein 164. The coding region runs from base 505 to 1377 and encodes 290 amino acids. The transcript has 7 exons. Lineage: Eukaryota; Metazoa; Chordata; Aves; Psittaciformes; Psittacidae. The record is from RefSeq and is a predicted model, not a curated record.